CGACAAGGCAAGGGUUGCACCAAGCAGAAAGAAAAAGUUUGAAUUCAUAUUCACCGCCCACCGCCUACCCCCACCAACAUUUCUUUCGCCAGAACAGCCACCACCAACAACCAAUAACGUGCGCCAUGGCCUGCCUCAACUGCACCGCUCGAGCUCUCCGCCUUUUCAUUCACGGCCCUCCGCCCACGAUUGCAUCCCCACUCCGUCACAAUGCCCUCCGAAACCCACUCGCACUACAGGCCUACCCAAAGCGACUCCUGCAAUUUCAGCAACUCCGCCGAGAGUCAACAUAUGUGACGAAUCAUGAGCAAGCACAGGCCAUCGGCACCGACGAUGAUUACCUCCCCUUUGUAAAUACUUCGACUGCGGACGAAGGCGACGGCGAUGGGGUAAACCUGGUCGCUCAAAUGCAUCGCCUGCCUCCGCCACCGCCGCAUAUGGAGCCGGAGAUCGUGCUCACGGGUGAGGGGAAGGAGGGAAAGUUUGCAGGAGAAGUUAAGGACAGAAAGAAUCGUCCCCCCGUGCGGGCAGCGCUUCGGGAGAAAGACAGCCACAGCACACAAGGCGAACCUUUGCCAGCAAAGAAGCCACGGACUCGAGCAUUCACAAGCAGUUAUGAAGCAGAAGAGCGGAGGUUGGCUGCUGAGGAGCCAGAGACGACGCCGGUCGAAACAGCGAAGACAUCGUGGGGUGAUAGCCGGAAGGGCAAAUGGGAUUUACCACCGGUCGAAGACGCCGUAUCGCCGCCGAUGACCGAAACAAGGCUCCAAAGCUACAUCAAAUCUGCGGGAAAGCGCGAAGUCGAAGCAUGGAGAGUCCAAAAAGCGGCGUUGGCGGCGAAGUUCGGUGCCACGGGUUGGUCACCGCUGAAGAAGCUCUCUCCCGAAGCAAUUGACGGAAUCCGGUCCCUUCACGAUCACCAUCCUGAUAUGUUUCGCACCCCAGAACUAGCAAAAUUGUUCGAAGUCUCCCCGGAGGCUAUCCGGCGCGUACUAAGGUCGAAAUGGCGGCCGACGGCGGAUGAGCAAAUGGAUAGGAUGGAGAGGUGGGAGAGACGCGGACGCGCGAUUUUCAACACCAAGGUGGAUCUCGGGGAGGUGGUGACCAAGUCGAUGAAGAAGAAAGAGCGCAAGUCGAGGGAGAAGACGCGGGAGCAGAAGUUUGGUGGGUCUCUGAUGGAAAGAGGUGCAUUCUCGGACCGGAUCUUGUAACGAGAGACUUUGGACAAGUCAGUGUGUAUGAUUCAUAUUGGUGCCUCUAGCGAUUUUGGCGGUGAUACUCGACUCGGUCUAGUGGUCCGCGGUCUAUGUAAAUGAUACUGAUACUUUAUGCGAAAGGCCCGAUGUUGUGUUGGUUCAUUUGUUCAUUUCGUCCCAUUGACUUGAACUCCGGAGAAUUGCUGUUCUCAAACAUGAAUCGAUCGUCAUUGGGACUGCGCUCUUGUGAUGUCCUCAUAGAAUAGCACUCGUGACUCAUGCGAGUAUGUAGCGCAUUUAAAAGGACCGGAAAUUGAGCAGAAGUUCCUUUUGCCGACACUUCCUCUAGCG
Molecule: messenger RNA, 1547 nt
Organism: Tricharina praecox
Lineage: Eukaryota; Fungi; Ascomycota; Pezizomycetes; Pezizales; Pyronemataceae
Exons: 1
Coding region: 126-1211 (361 amino acids)
Cellular component (GO): nucleus
Source: RefSeq, a predicted model, not a curated record